Messenger RNA from Acaromyces ingoldii, 285 nucleotides. RefSeq lists its product as hypothetical. Bases 1 to 285 code for a protein of 94 amino acids. Gene Ontology annotation, cellular component: membrane. The transcript has 2 exons. Lineage: Eukaryota; Fungi; Basidiomycota; Exobasidiomycetes; Exobasidiales; Cryptobasidiaceae. The record is from RefSeq and is a predicted model, not a curated record.
AUGGCUGCGCUGUGCGCCGUUGGCGGCGCCAUCGGCUUUGCCAAGACACGCAGUGUCCCCUCCAUCGUGGCCGGUCUUGGUGUCGGUGCACUGUACGCCACUGCAGGCUACCGGAUUCGUCAGGGCCACGACUAUGGCUACGAGGUCGCCGCGGCUGCGAGCGCCAUCUUGCUCGCCAGCAGCCUGCCCCGUGUCGCCAAGGGACCUGUCCCCGCUGGCCUUUCUGCUGCGAGCACCCUUGCGCUCGGAUACUAUGGCAAGAAGGUCUACGACUUUAGCAGGUGA